AAACGUAAACAUAAGCUUAAAAGAUUGGUUCAGAGUCCAAAUUCAUAUUUUAUGGAUGUAAAAUGUCCAGGUUGCUUUAGUAUUACAACAGUAUUUAGUCAUGCGCAAACUGUAGUUUUAUGUGGGUCAUGUGCUAAUGUUUUAUGUCAACCAACUGGUGGACGUGCCCGUUUAACUGAAGGUGCUGCUCUUUGUCAAGUAUUCGAUUCUAUAUAUAAUGAUGUACAAAUGAGUAAAACUAAAUUUAACGCAAGACACGAGUAUGAAUAUGUUGCAAAUUUUAAAGUAUUACAGACAGCUUUCGAUAAACAUAAAAUUGAUAAGAUGAUACCAGUUGAACGUCUUGUUAAAUGCAAAUUCCAAGAUAAUCUUGAAUUUUUGCAAUGGGUAAAGAAAUAUUGGGAUACUUAUUAUCCAGGUGGAUCCUAUGAUGCUGUUGCCAGACGAGGACCUGGUACGGGAGGUCCUAUCAAAACAGUUGCAGGCGGUGGUUCUUCUAGAACUAUGCCUAAAAAACCUGCUGCUAGUAGUUCAACAUCAGCUGGUCGUUCAAUGGGCGGGGGUGGAUUAAUCGAUAUCGUACAAUCUUCUCCGAUGUUAAAUGACUUAAAUAAACAAGUUUCUGAAUUGAAGGGUGCUGUAGACGGUCUUGAAAAAGAAAGAGAUUUUUAUUUUGGUAAACUUAGAGAUAUAGAAAUUUUGGUUCAACAACAAAUUGACGUUGAACCUGAUAAUCAAUUAAUGAAAGACAUUCAAGCUAUCCUUUACAGCACAGAGGAUGGUUUUGAAGUUCCACCUGAAGGUGCUCAGACAGAGGGUGUCGAAUACGAAGAUGAAACUUUUUAA
Molecule: messenger RNA, 846 nt
Organism: Entrophospora sp. SA101
Lineage: Eukaryota; Fungi; Glomeromycota; Glomeromycetes; Entrophosporales; Entrophosporaceae
Source: the annotation of a GenBank genome assembly